UGACGCUGUCCGAUACCGUGCAGUCAUUGAAAAGUUACAUAGUUGGAGGCGGAGCCUUGGAGGAAGCAUUCAGUUGGAAGCGCCAUUUCUUUCUGUUAACGAGAGAGUAGAAGAUCCUAAACAUUUUGAUUGCUUGGAUUGUGUAGGAGCUGCAAUCCCUAUGGAUAAGAACGUGCUAGCGGGACUCGAUGGUCUACCCGAGGAAGACAAGGUCCGAAUGGCAACCAUGAUUGACCAGCUACAGAUGCGCGACAGUCUGAGGAUGUAUAAUUCAGUCGUGGAGAGAUGUUUCAAUGACUGUGUGGACAACUUUUCACGUAAAUCUCUCCAAAAGCAAGAGGAGACAUGUGUGAUGCGAUGUGCUGAAAAGUUCUUGAAGCAUUCGAUGCGCGUAGGCAUGAGGUUUGCAGAGCUCAACCAAGGCGCAGCUACGCAAGAUUAGUGAGUGGACACAACAUUGGGAUGCCAUACAUCAUUUUGUUUCACUGUAGAAUUUGCUUAUGGGCAAAUACAGGUUAUCACCUUCUUUUUAUUUUCUGUUCUUUAUUUUGCCCUGAUUUUUAUCAAGAAGGAUACUGUUGAUCUUUCUUUUUUUUUUUUUUAAUUUUCUGGAGAACUUGAAUUUGGCAUGUUACGUUCUUCACUUGGUUUAAUAAGAGUUGCACAAGGUUUGGUGA
Messenger RNA from Tripterygium wilfordii, 677 nucleotides. Its product is annotated as mitochondrial import inner membrane translocase subunit TIM9. NCBI's taxonomy places the organism in Eukaryota, Viridiplantae, Streptophyta, Magnoliopsida, Celastrales, Celastraceae. The coding region runs from base 161 to 442 and encodes 93 amino acids. The record is from RefSeq and is a predicted model, not a curated record. The transcript is spliced from 2 exons.